Messenger RNA from Cladocopium goreaui, 534 nucleotides. NCBI's taxonomy places the organism in Eukaryota, Dinophyceae, Suessiales, Symbiodiniaceae. The record is from the annotation of a GenBank genome assembly.
AUGCAGCCUGUGCUGGCUCUUCUGCCACCGUUUCUUGCACGAUUGAUUUCCCUGACAGCAGCGGCGCUGCCGUCCAAAGCAAAAGACCUCUUGGCAGUGCCUGUGAGCAGAAACUCACGAGGCAGUUUUGCACACGACGUGACUACCAAGAGCUUCUUCUGCCAGCCUCACCAGCUUCCGGCUGUUUUGGAACUCUACCGCACGGAGGGCCCUCGUUUGGAUGCUGCAAGUUCAGGCCAAGGCUUUAGCGAGUGCGAGACUAUUUUGAGCAAGAAGGAUCGUCCCAGGAUUCUUGCUCUUUAUACAAAGGGUGAUAUGUGGGCACCGAUAGAACACUCUCGCAGACUCAGAGGCCUUCUGUCUCAAAAGGAUGAGGUCAUCGACUUGUCUGCGGAUGUAGCUGUAGAUGUGAAGCUCGGAGCUCCUGGACAUUCCUUUGUCCUUUCCCGCGAGCAUAGCAAAUGUGUGGCUGGCGUCGUGGCUGCUUCACUUGCGAGGAAUACAGCUGGAAGCGGAACAGGUCGGAACCGGUGA